GUAAUUAUUUAGCGCAACAGAGGCCCGGGUGGAAAAAAAGUGGUCCCACUGUGGACGAGUAGUCACCAAAUUGGGACAGCAAUGGUGAAUGGCGGUGAGAGAAUUUAGCAACUGCUUUGAACGCAUUUAGCCAAGACGAUCAACUGCAAAUCAAACAUCAGGUGAACUUUAACAAGGAGGAAGAUGAUGAAUGAAAUGAGAUAAAGCUGACACCUGGAGGAGCCGGGCCCCUCACCUCCACCUGUUUAAAGCAUGGCAGGCUUGCAGCUUGUCACCCCUGCCACUUCACCCAUGGGGCCCUUCUUUGGCCUGCCAUGGCAGCAGGAGGCUAUUCAUGACAAUAUCUAUACACCUAGGAAAUAUCAGGUAGAACUUCUUGAAGCAGCUCUUGAACACAAUACUAUCGUCUGCUUGAAUACUGACUCAGGGAAGACCUUUAUUGCAGUACUUCUAACAAAAGAGCUCUCCCACCAAAUCCGCGGACAUUACCAAGAAAAUGCGAAGAGGACUGUUUUUCUCAUGAACACAGCUUUGUCUGUAGUUCAGCAAGCAGCUGCAGUCAGGACUCAUUCUGACCUCCAGGUGGGAGAGUACACUGAUGUGGAUGAGACUUCAGCUUGGACUGCCCAACAGUGGAGUCGACAUAUAAUAGAAAACCAGGUGCUGGUCAUGACUUGCCACAUAUUUCUGUAUGUUCUGAGGAAGAAAAUCUUGCCGUUGUCAAAAAUCAACUUGGUGAUUUUUGAUGAUUGUCACCUGGCUAUCACAGACCACCCCUACUGUGAGAUAAUGAAGCAGUUUCAGGGCUGCUCGUGCAGCCCUCGUAUCCUGGGUCUGACAGCUUCCAUUUUGAAUGGAAAAUGUGAUCCUUCAGAACUGCAGGAGAAGAUCCAAAAUCUGGAGAGAAUCCUGAAGAGCAAUGCUGAAACUGCCACUGACCUCGUGGUCUUGGACAGAUAUGCCUCCCAGCCAAGAGAAGUGGUGUUGGACUGCGGCCCUUACGUAGAUAAGAGUGGCCUUUCCCUCCGUCUGCAGACAGAGCUGGAUGAAGCGCUCAACUUCUUAAAUGACUGUAACAUGUGUGUCACCAGGGAGGAUCGUGAUCCCACAUUCAUCUCCAAACAGGUUCUGAGUGAUUGCAGAGCUGUCCUGCAAGUACUGGGACCCUGGUGCGCCGAUAAGGCCGCAGGCAUCAUGGUCCGCGAACUUCAGAAGUACAUUAAACAUGAGCAGGAGGAGCUCAACCGCAAGUUCCUACUGUUUACCGACACCAUCUUGCGUAAGGUUCAUGCACUCUGUGAGGAGCACUUCUCCCCUGCGUCACUGGAUCUCAGGUUCGUCACCCCCAAGGUCCUCCGACUGCUUGAGAUCCUACACGAAUACAAGCCCUUUGAGCGGCAGCAGUUUGAGAGCGUAGAGUGGUACAACAACCGAAACCAGGACAACUAUGUGUCCUGGAGCGACUCUGAGGACGAAGAUGAGGACGAGGAGGUGGAGGCCAAAGAAAGGCCUGAAGCUAACUUUCCCUCACCGUUCACCAACAUCCUGUGUGGAAUCAUCUUUGUGGAGAGGCGCUACACAGCUGUUGUCCUGAAUCGUCUUAUUAAAGAAGCAGGAAAGCAGGACCCUGAGCUGGCCUACAUCAGCAGCAACUUCAUCACCGGUCACAGUAUUGGCAAGAACCAGCCCCGGAACAAGCAGAUGGAGGUGGAGUUCAGGAAACAGGAGGAGGUUCUCCGUAAAUUCCGGGCUCAUGAAACCAAUCUGCUGAUUGCCACCAGCAUCGUAGAGGAAGGCGUAGAUAUUCCAAAGUGUAACCUGGUGGUGCGGUUUGACCUGCCGACAGAAUACAGGUCGUAUGUCCAGUCCAAAGGCAGAGCUCGGGCACCUGUCUCCAAUUACAUCAUGCUGGCUGACAGUGAAAGAACCAACGCCUUUGAGGAAGAUCUCACUACCUACAAGGCUAUAGAGAAGAUUUUGAGGAACAAGUGUUCUAAGUCACUGGAGGUGAGUGAAUUUGAAGUGGACCAAGUGCUGGAUGAUGACAACAUCCUCCCACCGUACGUGCUGCGGUCCGAGGAUGGCGGUCCAAGGGUCACCAUCAACACAGCCAUCGGACACAUAAACAGGUAUUGUGCUCGACUGCCCAGUGACCCAUUCACUCAUUUGGCCCCAAAAUGUAAAACAGCAGAGAUACAGCUGGGACGCUUCCAGUCCACACUGUUCUUACCCAUCAACUCCCCUCUGCGGGUUCCUGUUAAGGGGCCUAUAAUGAACUGUGCCAGACUGGCAGAAAAAGCUGUUGCACUAGUAUGUUGUGAGAAACUCCACAAAAUAGGUGAGCUGGAUGACCACCUGAUGCCAGUGGGGAAAGAGACCGUGAAGUAUGAGGAGGAGCUGGACCUUCAUGAUGAGGAAGAGACCAGUGUGCCAGGCCGCCCCGGUUCCACCAAGAGAAGGCAGUGCUACUCAAAAGCCAUACCAGAGUGUCUGCGGGACAGUUACGCCGUACCAGGACAGACUUACUACCUGUAUGUGAUUGGGAUGGUGCUCACCACCCCACUGCCUGAUGAACUUAACUUCCGCAGACGAAAGCUCUACCCACCAGAGGACACCACCAGGUGCUUCGGUAUCCUGACCGCCAAACCCAUACCUCGGAUCCCCCACUUCCCAGUGUAUACCCGCUCAGGGGAGGUGACCAUCUCCAUUGAGCUGCAGAAGUCUGGCUUCACGCUUCCCACUGCCCAACUGGAGCUCAUCACACGCUUGCACCAGUACAUCUUCUCCCACAUUCUCCGCCUGGAGAAACCUGCGCUGGAGUUCAAGCCCAUGCUGGCUGACUCUGCUUAUUGUGUACUACCUCUUAAUGUUGUUGGUGACUCCAACACACUAGAUGUGGACUUUAAGUUCAUGGAAGACAUUGAGAAGUCUGAGGCCCGCACUGGCAUUCCUACCACGCAGUACACCAAGCAGAACCCCUUCACCUUCAAGCUGGAGGACUACCAGGAUGCUGUCAUCAUUCCGAGAUACCGUAACUUUGACCAGCCCCACCGCUUCUACGUCGCUGAUGUGUACACAGACCUGACACCGCUCAGCAAGUUUCCUUCCCCAGAGUACGAAACAUUUGCAGAGUACUACAAAACCAAGUACAACCUUGACCUGUCAAACCUGAACCAGCCGCUACUGGAUGUAGAUCACACUUCCUCUAGGCUGAAUCUGUUGACACCUCGGCACCUGAACCAGAAGGGCAAAGCCCUGCCCCUCAGCAGUGCAGAGAAGAGGAAGGCUAAGUGGGAGAGCCUGCAGAACAAACAGAUCCUGGUCCCAGAGCUGUGUGCCAUCCACCCCAUCCCUGCUUCCCUGUGGAGGAAAGCAGUGUGUCUGCCCAGCAUUCUCUACCGCCUCCACUGCCUUCUUACUGCAGAAGAGCUCCGAGCCCAAACAGCCAGUGAAGCUGGCGUGGGGGUCCAAACCCUACCACCUGACUUCAGGUAUCCAAACUUGGACUUUGGCUGGAAGAGAUCUAUUGACAGCAAAACAUUCAUCUCAUGUCCUGAAUGCUGUAGUGAGGAAGAUGAAGGUCACUGUAAGAACCAAGAGGCUGCGGUGCCUGACCCCAGUUCUCUAACACAACCCAGCAGCCACCCCUCUCCCCCGUCUGAGCAGGAGCUCCUCCCCUUUAUUAAGCAGGACGAUGUCUCCUUGGCCAGGAAUCUAACUAAUGGCAGUGCCCUAGUUGCAAACUGUAUCAACAACGGCCACUGCGACGAGCACGCUCCCCAUCAUGACAGUUGUAAACACUCCCAGCCCAGCCUGCCUGCGCUGCAGAGCCCCGAAUCAAUAAAAGUCGCUACCUCAGUUCCUGUGCAUACGUGUCACAGCUUGAAGAAGCCCAGCACCAGUCCUCCACAUGUUUGUGAUGAAUGUACAGCAGGGGGGGCCUCAGACCACAGGAAUAAAACUACCUCAGCCAGGUUUCCCAAUGCUCCCACAGCACCUUCUCCUGGUCCUGCUGCCGGCCCCCAGGCAGUAGACUCCCCCAGGAACCUGGGUCCCAAUCCAGGCCUGAUCCUGCAGGCCUUGACUCUGUCAAAUGCCAGCGACGGCUUCAAUCUGGAGCGGCUGGAGAUGCUCGGUGACUCUUUCCUGAAGCAUGCCAUCACCACAUACCUGUUCUGUACCUACCCUGACGCUCACGAGGGGAGACUGAGCUACAUGCGCAGCAAAAAGGUAAGCAACUGUAACCUGUACCGCCUGGGGAAGAAGAAGGGCCUGCCCAGCAGAAUGGUGGUGUCUAUCUUUGACCCCCCUGUUAACUGGCUGCCUCCUGGAUAUGUGGUAAACCAGGACAAGAGCAGCACUGACAAACUGGAUUCAGACGAGUCCAAAGAGGAGCUUCUGGCCAAUGGAGGUUCUGGAAACGACUACCACGAGGACAACGACGACGGGGAAGAGUUGGACGAGGAUGGUGAGCUGAUGCUUAAGGGCGAGCCCAAGGAUGACGUCAACAUGGAGGACGAUCUGGAGUACUACAAGGAGCACAUAAAGUUCAUUGACAACAUGCUGCUGGGAUCUGGUGCAUUCGGUAAGAAGAUCUCUCUUGGUGUCUUUCCUCCCUCCCUGACACCGGCCUCUGGUUCCUCUGCUAUGGACUCGCCAUAUGAAUGGAAGGCCCCGAAGAAGCCCCUUCAUCCAACCUCGGCCCAUUACGCCUCGGAACCGAUGGCCAGCGGCCCAUCAGCUGAGGAGUUUGACUACAGCUCAUGGGACGCCAUGUGUUACCUGGACCCCAGCAAAGCUGGAGAGGAGGACGACUUUGUGGUUGGGUUUUGGAAUCCAUCAGAGGAGAACUGCGGUGCGGAGCUUGGAAAGCAGUCGAUCUCCUACGACCUGCACACCGAACAGUGCAUCGCGGACAAGAGCAUUGCUGACUGUGUGGAGGCUCUGCUAGGUUGCUAUCUGACCAGCUGUGGGGAAAGAGCUGCCCAGAUGUUCCUGUGCUCAUUGGGCCUCAAGGUGUUGCCGUUGGAGAGGGGGACCUUGUCAGGGGCGGUAUUGCCAAGCUGUCAUUCCACAGCCAGUGGAAUGUGCUAUGGUUGGCUGAAGAUCCCACCCCGCUGCAUGCUGGACCAUCCUGAUGCAGAGAGGACCCUCAGUCAUCUAAUCUCUGGCUUUGAGAACUUUGAAAAAAAAAUCAACUAUACCUUUAAAAACAAGGCUUACCUCCUGCAGGCCUUCACCCACGCUUCCUACCAUUACAAUACCAUCACAGAUUGUUAUCAGCGGCUAGAAUUUCUUGGUGAUGCGAUUCUAGACUACCUCAUAACAAAGCACCUUUACGAGGACCCGCGGCAGCACUCCCCCGGCGUGCUCACUGACCUGCGCUCAGCACUUGUCAACAACACCAUCUUCGCCUCUCUGGCUGUCAAGUACGACUACCACAAGUACUUCAAGGCCAUUUCCCCUGAACUUUUUCACGUCAUUGAUGACUUCGUGCAGUUUCAGCUGGAGAAGAACGAGAUGCAAGGCAUGGACUCAGAGCUUCGACGCUCUGAGGAAGACGAGGAGAAAGAGGAGGACAUUGAGGUCCCUAAGGCCAUGGGGGACAUCUUUGAGUCACUAGCCGGAGCGAUCUACAUGGACAGCAGGAUGUCACUGGAGACAGUGUGGCAGGUGUAUUAUCCAAUGAUGAGACCUCUUAUAGAAAAAUUCUCUGCCAAUGUGCCGCGCUCUCCUGUGAGGGAGCUGCUGGAGAUGGAACCAGAAACUGCCAAGUUCAGCCCUGCAGAGAGAACAUACGACGGGAAGGUGCGUGUGACGGUGGAGGUGGUCGGUAAAGGCAAGUUUAAAGGAGUGGGCCGCAGCUAUCGGAUCGCUAAGUCGGCUGCAGCAAGACGAGCUCUGCGCAGCCUCAAAGCCAAUCAACCUCAGGUCCAAAGCAACUGAGCUCCUCCCCUGCGGCUCCCAGCAUUAGCACUAAGCUGUUGUCGCUAACGGAGAAAAGGCAAAGCGCAGUCUCCCAGUCCAGCGUGAUGCUGCGCCCGUAUCGUCAUCCUGUGCUCGCGCAGCCGAGGCUUCCAGGGAACAGAAGCAGACUGAUCUCACAACAGAUUUCACAUCAGAUCUUUAACCUUUUUUUGUUUUUGCGCAAACACAAUCUUUUCUUUCCCCUUUUCUGCUUUGUGUAAUCACGAGUGCUUUAUUAACGUUUAGCAAUGUGGUUAAAACGGUCAGGUCGCGAUGUCUGUUCCUCAGUUCAGUUAUCGUUUGUUUUUUGAUAACCUUCGUGUCUGUGAGAUGAGGUUUCUGCUCAUCAUGUAGUAUUAGAUUGUACAUAGUGCAGUUAAAGUCAGCCUGUGCACUAGUGCCACUCGGUCCUGACAGACAUGGCUAAACGAGCAAACACCUGGUGGCAGUUCUGUCUGAAAUUGUCUUGAAAUGGGAUUCUUAAUCAUUUUUGCACUUAUUCCAUUAGGGUCUGUUAUUUUGAGAAUUGUGUGGUCACAUUGACACCAAAAUCAUAUUUGUAGCAAAGUAUAUAAAUGUAUAUAAAAAUAUAAAAUACACGAAUGAUAUUUUUGGCCUUAGAUGCUAAGACACACUCGUAUCCUGCAAAGUGGAUUCCAACAUUCCCAGUUACUGUAAAUUGAAGUAGAGUUUACGUGCGCUUGAGGUUGCAUGUCGUCGUAGCUAAUGUGUAAACCAUGACAACUGGACGGCUUCUGUAAAUGUUCUACACCUGUGGGUUUAUGUAGUGUGUGUGUGACAUGGAGUCAUCCCGUAUGGACAGGACAGAGGACAUAUCGCACCCACAAUAUGCUGCAGACUUUUCUACUAAUCGGAUGCUCGUGCGAGGACGCGGUCCAGUUGAUUUCAAGGCACCAGUGUUGCUCCCAUCCCACACCAACCAAAGCUAGAGCAGAUGUGACACUACGAGGUUGAAGUAGGACACCAGCCUUUCUGCAAGUUUUGCUUCUUGCUCAAUGUCUUUUUAAUCUCAUCAAUGGGCCCUUUUCACCUAAAUACCUCAGUUAAUUGCAUGCUUUUCUUGUCUUUUGUUUUUUCAUUAUUAUUAUGAUUUUUUUUUUUGGUGCUAUGUUUUUGUAUUAAGCUUGAAUUUCUCAUCUUUUGCACUGUAACUAUAAUACCUCUUGUUUGACUUUGAUUUUAUUUUGGAAAUCUGUUUGAUUUGGUUUUCCUGUUCGCCAAGCAUCAAGCUGUAGAGAUGAGCUGUGUUUUGUCUCUUCCUCGUCUCAUACUAUAGUUUUUCUGGGGGUGAGAGGUAGUUGGAUCAGUUGAGUGUUGGUUGCUUGGACACGUGGUCAGAUCACACUCGCAGGAUGAAGAGACCUUCACCUGUGUGCCUCAAACUAAAUAACUUCACACAGGAGCUUCUACCUCAAAGGACCAAGCACUCAGUGCUGGUUUGUGAUUAAUGCUGCAGUUCGUUGCUGAACUGACUGUGACUCUGCUCUUACUGUGAGAUCUGUACAUAAUGCACAGAUAAGCUAGAGUCCUCCCACCGUGGCAAAUGGCAACUCUGGACACUAGCUUGUCAAUAGAAGGUAGUGUUCUGGCCCACAAUCGUGUUGUCAUAUGCACAUCUAUUGGUUCCACUUAAUGAAUUAGACGGUGUGUUUGAAUAUAGACUGAGGGCUUCAGGAUGCUUGGUAGGAGUGAGUUUUCAGGCUAAAGACUCGCUUGAGUUAUCAGCUGUGGCUGGUAUGUGAAUGUAAUAAUAGGAACAUUUGACUUAACACGAUGUCAUGUGUAUCAGAUUGCAACCUCGAUCAUCUGAAGUGAUGUUGGAGGUCGUAGAGACAAACUGAUUCUCAGUUUAAAUGAGAAGCAGCACUGAAGCGUAAGUCAGUAGUCUAAGAUGGUGUCACCUGCAUGUAGUCCUGAAGUGUAUCAGUGCAGAAGAGGCUGGUGGAACUAACUCAUGUACAACUCUAAGUGAAAUGAUUGAAAUCCACUUCAGCUUCUAACACUCAGGGCUCUGGUCUUUCUUCGCUUGCUCCAUGUUUAGAGGUUUGGGUAGAUGAUGUGCCCUGCAGUCAGGCCUGUGCUGUAGACCCAGCCUGGUUCUUGCAGGCGUCUUCAUUGUGGUGUGGAUUCGUGAAGGCUUCUCCGACCUGCGAGUGUGAUCGCUCCGUUGCCGAGCAGCCGCCUCAGAUGCGACUCCUUCUCUUGUUCAACACACUAGGUAUCCAUGCGACUGGGAGGGACAGGAGAGGUUUACUAUGAGAAUGUGAAAUGACUCCCAGCGGGCCGCAGUUCAGUGUUUUAGCUUUGACUAAGCGUUGCGGCGUUGGCAUCAGUGAGGGCAUCAGAACCUGACGACCUUUGCCUCACGUGUGUAUUAGAGGAGAUCUUGGUCUCGGUGGGUUCCAGCCGGCUGCGUUUUCUCGUACUGGCAGGUUUUUUUCUUAUUUGUACAUGUAGCACAAUUAAGCAUUGCACUUGGGCACCAUACUUUACCUCAUGUCAGAGUGUGUAAGGGAGUAGGAUGGAGACGUUUGGGUGUGAUGCCGUAAGAAUCCAGUUGAAGCUUUGCUGCUGUUUCUACUGCUGGUCUUACACAAACCAGAAUCCGGGGCUGUGGGAGGAACCGUGUGAUGAACGUGGGACCUGACGAGCAGAUCUCCAGCCAGGACUUGAAUGCUGACCUGCCCCCAGGUUUUGAUUCUCAUGUGACAAAACCUCCCGCAGACCUUUUGUUGGGAACUUAAAGGAAAAAUCCACCUCAUCUUGCCUUUUAUGUUUUACAUGAAAACCCACGUUUGUAUGUGGGGACAAUGAGGCUGCUCCAGUUGUUCUGUCACGGUGAUGCUCUGCUUGACACAUGCACGUGUGAAGGGAACGUGGCUUUGUGGUCGUGUCUGCUCCAGCGAUGCUGCGUAGUGUAAACGGGUAAAUGCUGUUUCAGACUUUUCGAUAUUUGCUUGAGGCUCCUUCGGGUGUUGUUGUGGUUCUGUUGAGCUUUUGUCACUGUGGCUUCUGUUUGCUGAAGCUCACAGGAGCAUCGUUGUCAGGCAGGAAUAAGGUCAAGCAGCUGAUGUGAGCUUUUGGCUACGUCAGAGCCGAACCAGGCCUUUCACGCUUCUACUGCCUGCUGUAGAUACGUCAUUAGCAUCAUAAUCACUCAAGUAGCAAAAGUGAAACUAGCAAAUAAUGCAUUCAUCUGUUAUUUUCCGACCUGAAGGCGUUUUAGCAGCUGGCAGAUAAAAAUUCUGAUAUCUAGAUGUUUAAUCUUUUUAUCAAAGUUCCAUUGACAUAGUGUCUGAUGUGUCUGUGAAUGAAAGCUGAAAACCACAGGCUUCACCUUCAGUAACUUGGUAUAUUGUCAUCUGUUUCAUGUAAAUCUGUGAGGUGUGUAAUGUAUUGAGUGUCAAACGUGGCGUCCAGCUGCGACUAAAGCAGAUGAAGCCUGGUUGACCCACAGGUCGAUGCUGUUUCUCUCUCUCCCUACUGCUUUUAAAUGUGCCUGGUGUUGUAAGGUGGAUUUUUCCUUUAGGGGCUGUUUUUAAAAAAAAAAAAAAGUCUGAAUGAAGUUCAGUGAGCUGAUUAGAAGUAGGAGAAUGUGAAAGGAGGAUGAGGAGGAUCUCGGUGGUCACAGCAGCCGAACGCCAGCGGAGCGGAAGCUACGAAGACGGACUGUUCUCAUUCUGCCAUCACAACCUGCAGCAACAUUUAAGGGACAUUGGAUUAGAACGGACUCCUCAUUCAUACUGUAAUACCGUGCUGCAGUGGUUUGCGGUCUGCACCUUAUGGAUCACAAAUACCUUUUACUUUUUCCCCUUUUUUUUAAAAAUAAUUGUAGCCCAAUAUAUCUACAAUAAAGUUAAUGUUAUGGUU
Messenger RNA from Betta splendens (Siamese fighting fish), 9858 nucleotides. It is a transcript of the gene dicer1, whose product is annotated as dicer 1, ribonuclease type III. The record is from RefSeq and is a predicted model, not a curated record. Gene Ontology annotation, biological process: pre-miRNA processing; siRNA processing; apoptotic DNA fragmentation. Gene Ontology annotation, molecular function: RNA binding; ribonuclease III activity; ATP binding. The transcript is spliced from 28 exons. Gene Ontology annotation, cellular component: cytoplasm; nucleus; RISC complex. Lineage: Eukaryota; Metazoa; Chordata; Actinopteri; Anabantiformes; Osphronemidae. The coding region runs from base 253 to 5946 and encodes 1897 amino acids.